This is a messenger RNA of Pan troglodytes (chimpanzee), 6951 nucleotides long. It is a transcript of the gene TRPS1, whose product is annotated as transcriptional repressor GATA binding 1. The record is from RefSeq and is a predicted model, not a curated record. The coding region runs from base 686 to 4570 and encodes 1294 amino acids. The transcript has 7 exons. NCBI's taxonomy places the organism in Eukaryota, Metazoa, Chordata, Mammalia, Primates, Hominidae. Gene Ontology annotation, molecular function: RNA polymerase II transcription regulatory region sequence-specific DNA binding; DNA-binding transcription factor activity; zinc ion binding. Gene Ontology annotation, cellular component: nucleus. Gene Ontology annotation, biological process: regulation of transcription by RNA polymerase II.
GGAGCCGGGCGGGGCGGCGGCGGCGGCGCGGGGACGCGCGCUGUCUCUUUAAGGGAGCUCGGUCUGGGGUGGCGCUUUCCUCCGCGAAGGCUCCUUUGAUAUUAAUAGUGUUGGUGUCUUGAAACUGACGUAAUGCGCGGAGACUGAGGUCCUGACAAGCGAUAACAUUUCUGAUAAAGACCCGAUCUCACUGCAAUCUCUAGCGUCCUCUUUUUUGGUGCUGCUGGUUUCUCCAGACCUCGCGUCCUCUCGAUUGCUCUCUCGCCUUCCUAUUUCUUUUUUUUUUUUUUAACAAAAAACAACACCCCCUCCCCUCUCCCACCCGGCACCGGGCACAUCCUUGCUCUAUUUCCUUUCUCUUUCUCUCUCUCUUUCUCUCUCUCUCUCUCUCUUUUUUAAUAAGGGUGGGGGAGGGAAAGGGGGGGAGGCAGGAAAGACCUUUUUCUCUCCCCCCCGCAAUAAUCCAAGAUCAACUCUGCAAACAACAGAAGACGGUUCAUGGCUUUGGCCGCCGCGCCACCAUCUUUCGGGCUGCCGAGGGUGUUCUUGACGAUUAAUCAACAGAUGUACAGAUCAGCUCUCAAAAUGUCUUCUGUGUCUUCUGAGCGUCUUCUAAGACAAUUGCAUUAGCCUCCUGCUAGUUGACUAAUAGAAUUAAUAAUUGUAAAAAGCACUCUAAAGCCACAUGCCUUAUGAAGUCAAUGCUGGGUAUGAUUUUACAAAUAUGGUCCGGAAAAAGAACCCCCCUCUGAGAAACGUUGCAAGUGAAGGCGAGGGCCAGAUCCUGGAGCCUAUAGGUACAGAAAGCAAGGUAUCUGGAAAGAACAAAGAAUUUUCUGCAGAUCAGAUGUCAGAAAAUACGGAUCAGAGUGAUGCUGCAGAACUAAAUCAUAAGGAGGAACAUAGCUUGCAUGUUCAAGAUCCAUCUUCUAGCAGUAAGAAGGACUUGAAAAGCGCAGUUCUGAGUGAGAAGGCUGGCUUCAAUUAUGAAAGCCCCAGUAAGGGAGGAAACUUUCCCUCCUUUCCGCAUGAUGAGGUGACAGACAGAAAUAUGUUGGCUUUCUCAUCUCCAGCUGCUGGGGGAGUCUGUGAGCCCUUGAAGUCUCCUCAAAGAGCAGAGGCAGAUGACCCUCAAGAUAUGGCCUGCACCCCCUCAGGGGACUCAGUGGAGACAAAGGAAGAUCAGAAGAUGUCACCGAAGGCUACGGAGGAAACAGGGCAAGCACAGAGUGGUCAAGCCAAUUGUCAAGGUUUGAGCCCAGUUUCAGUGGCCUCAAAAAACCCACAAGUGCCUUCAGAUGGGGGUGUAAGACUGAAUAAAUCCAAAACUGACUUACUGGUGAAUGACAACCCAGACCCGGCACCUCUGUCUCCAGAGCUUCAGGACUUUAAAUGCAAUAUCUGUGGAUAUGGUUACUACGGCAACGACCCCACAGAUCUGAUUAAGCACUUCCGAAAGUAUCACUUAGGACUGCAUAACCGCACCAGGCAAGAUGCUGAGCUGGACAGCAAAAUCUUGGCCCUUCAUAACAUGGUGCAGUUCAGCCAUUCCAAAGACUUCCAGAAGGUCAACCGUUCCGUGUUUUCUGGUGUGCUGCAGGACAUCAAUUCUUCAAGGCCUGUUUUACUAAAUGGGACCUAUGAUGUGCAGGUGACUUCCGGUGGAACAUUCAUUGGCAUUGGACGGAAAACACCAGAUUGCCAAGGGAACACCAAGUAUUUCCGCUGUAAAUUCUGCAAUUUCACUUAUAUGGGCAACUCAUCCACCGAACUAGAACAACAUUUUCUUCAGACUCACCCAAACAAAAUAAAAGCUUCUCUCCCCUCCUCUGAGGUUGCAAAACCUUCAGAGAAAAACUCUAACAAGUCCAUCCCUGCACUUCGAUCCAGUGAUUCUGGAGACUUGGGAAAAUGGCAGGACAAGAUAACAGUCAAAGCAGGAGAUGACACUCCUGUUGGGUACUCAGUGCCCAUAAAGCCCCUCGAUUCCUCUAGACAAAAUGGUACAGAGGCCACCAGUUACUACUGGUGUAAAUUUUGUAGUUUCAGCUGUGAGUCAUCUAGCUCACUUAAACUGCUAGAACAUUAUGGCAAGCAGCACGGAGCAGUGCAGUCAGGCGGCCUUAAUCCAGAGUUGAAUGAUAAGCUUUCCAGGGGCUCUGUCAUUAAUCAGAAUGAUCUAGCCAAAAGUUCAGAAGGAGAGACAAUGACCAAGACAGACAAGAGCUCGAGUGGGGCUAAAAAGAAGGACUUCUCCAGCAAGGGAGCCGAGGAUAAUAUGGUAACGAGCUAUAAUUGUCAGUUCUGUGACUUCCGAUAUUCCAAAAGCCAUGGCCCUGAUGUAAUUGUAGUGGGGCCACUUCUCCGUCAUUAUCAACAGCUCCAUAACAUUCACAAGUGUACCAUUAAACACUGUCCAUUCUGUCCCAGAGGACUUUGCAGCCCAGAAAAGCACCUUGGAGAAAUUACUUACCCGUUUGCUUGUAGAAAAAGUAAUUGUUCCCACUGUGCACUCUUGCUUCUGCACUUGUCUCCUGGGGCAGCUGGAAGCUCGCGAGUCAAACAUCAGUGCCAUCAGUGUUCAUUCACCACCCCUGACGUAGAUGUACUCCUCUUUCACUAUGAGAGUGUGCAUGAGUCCCAAGCAUCGGAUGUCAAACAAGAAGCAAAUCACCUGCAAGGAUCGGAUGGGCAGCAGUCUGUCAAGGAAAGCAAAGAACACUCAUGUACCAAAUGUGAUUUUAUUACCCAAGUGGAAGAAGAGAUUUCCCGACACUACAGGAGAGCACACAGCUGCUACAAAUGCCGUCAGUGCAGUUUUACAGCUGCCGAUACUCAGUCACUACUGGAGCACUUCAACACUGUUCACUGCCAGGAACAGGACAUCACUACAGCCAACGGCGAAGAGGACGGUCAUGCCAUAUCCACCAUCAAAGAGGAGCCCAAAAUUGACUUCAGGGUCUACAAUCUGCUAACUCCAGACUCUAAAAUGGGAGAGCCAGUUUCUGAGAGUGUGGUGAAGAGAGAGAAGCUGGAAGAGAAGGACGGGCUCAAAGAGAAAGUUUGGACCGAGAGUUCCAGUGAUGACCUUCGCAAUGUGACUUGGAGAGGGGCAGACAUCCUGCGGGGGAGUCCGUCAUACACCCAAGCAAGCCUGGGGCUGCUGACGCCUGUGUCUGGCACCCAAGAGCAGACAAAGACUCUAAGGGAUAGUCCCAAUGUGGAAGCCGCCCAUCUGGCGCGACCUAUUUAUGGCUUGGCUGUGGAAACCAAGGGAUUCCUGCAGGGGGCGCCAGCUGGCGGAGAGAAGUCUGGGGCCCUCCCCCAGCAGUAUCCUGCAUCGGGAGAAAACAAGUCCAAGGAUGAAUCCCAGUCCCUGUUACGGAGGCGUAGAGGCUCCGGUGUUUUUUGUGCCAAUUGCCUGACCACAAAGACCUCUCUCUGGCGAAAGAAUGCAAAUGGCGGAUAUGUAUGCAACGCGUGUGGCCUCUACCAGAAGCUUCACUCGACUCCCAGGCCUUUAAACAUCAUUAAACAAAACAACGGUGAGCAGAUUAUUAGGAGGAGAACAAGAAAGCGCCUUAACCCAGAGGCACUUCAGGCUGAGCAGCUCAACAAACAGCAGAGGGGCAGCAAUGAGGAGCAAGUCAAUGGAAGCCCGUUAGAGAGGAGGUCAGAAGAUCAUCUAACUGAAAGUCACCAGAGAGAAAUUCCGCUCCCCAGCCUAAGUAAAUACGAAGCCCAGGGUUCAUUGACUAAAAGCCAUUCUGCUCAGCAGCCAGUCCUGGUCAGCCAAACUCUGGAUAUUCACAAAAGGAUGCAACCUUUGCACAUUCAGAUAAAAAGUCCUCAGGAAAGUACUGGAGAUCCAGGAAAUAGUUCAUCCGUAUCUGAAGGGAAAGGAAGUUCUGAGAGAGGCAGUCCUAUAGAAAAGUACAUGAGACCUGCGAAACACCCAAAUUAUUCACCACCAGGCAGCCCUAUUGAAAAGUACCAGUACCCACUUUUUGGACUUCCCUUUGUACAUAAUGACUUCCAGAGUGAAGCUGAUUGGCUGCGGUUCUGGAGUAAAUAUAAGCUCUCCGUUCCUGGGAAUCCGCACUACUUGAGUCACGUGCCUGGCCUACCAAAUCCUUGCCAAAACUAUGUGCCUUAUCCCACCUUCAAUCUGCCUCCUCAUUUUUCAGCUGUUGGAUCAGACAAUGACAUUCCUCUAGAUUUGGCGAUCAAGCAUUCCAGACCUGGGCCAACUGCAAACGGUGCCUCCAAGGAGAAAACGAAGGCACCACCAAAUGUAAAAAAUGAAGGUCCCUUGAAUGUAGUAAAAACAGAGAAAGUUGAUAGAAGUACUCAAGAUGAACUUUCAACAAAAUGUGUGCACUGUGGCAUUGUCUUUCUGGAUGAAGUGAUGUAUGCUUUGCAUAUGAGUUGCCAUGGUGACAGUGGACCUUUCCAGUGCAGCAUAUGCCAGCAUCUUUGCACGGACAAAUAUGACUUCACAACACAUAUCCAGAGGGGCCUGCAUAGGAACAAUGCACAAGUGGAAAAAAAUGGAAAACCUAAAGAGUAAAACCUUAGCACUUAGCACAAUUAAAUAGAAAUAGGUUUUCUUGAUGGGAAUUCAAUAGCUUGUAAUGUCUUAUGAAGACCUAUUAAAAAAAUACUUCAUAGAGCCUGCCUUAUCCAACAUGAAAUUCCCUUCUUUUAUUAUUCUUUCUUUUGAUGAGUAGGUUACCAAGAUUAAAAAGUGAGAUAAAUGGUCAAUGAGAAAGAAUGGAAGAUGGUAAACAAUCACUUUUUAAAACCUGUUAAGUCAAAACCAUCUCGGCUAAUAUGUACUGGGGAAAUAAUCCAUAAGAGAUAUCACCAGACUAGAAUUAAUAUAUUUAUAAAGAAAGAGACCAAAACUGUCUAGAAUUUGAAAGGUUUUACAUAUUAUUAUACUAAAGCAGUACUGGACUGGCCAUUGGACCAUUUGUUCCAAAACCCAUAAAUUGUUGCCUAAAUUUAUAAUGAUCAUGAAACCCUAGGCAGAGGAGGAGAAAUUGAAGGUCCAGGGCAAUGAAAGAAAAAUGGCGCCCUCUCAAUUUAGUCUUCUCUCAUUGGCCAUGUUUCAGAUUUUGACCUAGAAAUGCGAGCUGUGGUUAGGCUUGGUUAGAGUGCAGCAAGAAACAUGACAGAUGGUGGCACGCUGUUUUUAGCCAGCCCUGCCUGUACAUACACAUGCACACCCUCUCUGAUAUUUUUGUCCUUUAGAUGUUCAAAUACUCAGUAGUCCUUUUGUUUGCGGUUUAGAUUCAUUUUGUCCACACAUGUACCCAUUUUAAAAAACGAUGUCCUCGAUGCUUCUGUAGUGAUUUCAUUUUAGCCAGGUAUUUCUUUCUUGUGUGUGAUGAACCAGUAUGGAUUUGCUUUUCUAAGCCUCCUGUUGGUUACUAAUCUCACUUGGCACAUUAUAACUAAAGGAAUCCCCUCAAUUCAAAAGCAUAGAUGGAUACAAAUGUCAGACCAUGGGUUUAAUUUGUUUAGAACACAUGGCAUUUCUUCACAAGGUAACCUGCUGUAUUUAUUUAUUUUCUUUUGGUUAAAUAUAAUUUCCAAACUUUGUGGUCAGGCAGCGUCUAAGGUUACGUUACCACAGACUGACAGUUGGUAUAUGUACCAGCCAAUCCCUUCGUUAAAUGUAUACAGAUUUAGUUAAGUAGCAUUAAAUAGGAUUCUUAGAAGUAUGUCCUCAUAGAACUUUUAAUACUUAAGGCUUUGUAAAAACUAUCCAUGAAGGGAAAGCUCCUCAGCAUAACUGCUCAGGGAAAUAGGGCUAAAUAACUGAACAUUAAAUAAUUGGUUAAAGGUGCUGUUAGUCGAGCCUCAAUGCUUGCUACAAGGAUGUAUGUACAAGGACUGACUUUAAUAAUUUGCAUUAUAUUGUCCCAACCAGUAGUUUAUUUUUUGCCACGGAGAUGUAGAAGAUAUUACAAGCUACUGGAUGCACUGUCAGAUUAACUUAUUUCAUUAAAGAAGUUGGGAGAACAAAUAGGAAAAAAAAAACUUAUUUUUCUAGUAAAUAUUAAUGUAUUACAUUUCAAAUAAUGGUGCCUGACAUAUUGAAUAAUUAUUUUCUACAGUGUACGUAUGCAACAAAGAUAUUCCAUCAUGCAUUAGAGUCAGUUCUGGCUCUGCCUAGCUGUUUACAUUUGCAAAUGUAGCAAACAAGGUAAUGAAGCAACUAUUUCUAUUGCAGUAGAUAUCCUUUUGUGUGUGUGUGUGUGUGCAUUAAAGUUGUAAACGGUAACAUGAAACAAAUGAAAGUUCUUGCUAUAAUGGUAUGGAAAACAAGAAGGAAAUGAAAAUAUUUUUAUGCCUACUUAGGAAAAAAAGGGUAGCACUAUUCAUUCCAAGUACUUUUUUUUUUUUAAUUUUUAAGCUCUUAACUCACAUUGUUAUGCUUAAGACGAUAAACAUAUAUCCUCUUUUUAUUGCUUUGUCUAUGUUUCAUAUGAAACAUUUCAGAAAUUAUUUUGAUAAGUGUUGCUGGAAUCUGCAACGCUGAUGUUUUUAUUGCAUUCUGUAGUCGCAUUUGCACUCCAUUUUUACAUUAAUUCGCAGUUGCUUUGUAUCAUUGUUUUGUUUGGGUUUUGUUUCUUUUUCACAGUGCCGGGUCUUCGUUUCUUAAAGUUGGAUGGCAGGUAGAGUUCAACCAGUUCGUGACUGUUGUAGCGAAUGAAGUUAAAAAAAUGUCUUUCUGAUGUUGUGUUGUCAUUUUCAUUCUUGCAUUUUUUUGUUUGCAUAUUAAAAAAAGAGAAAAGAGAAAGCAAGAGACAGAAAUCAGGACUAAGUCCUCUGCUUCAGUUUCAUUGUUAACGGGCCUUAUUCUGAUCUCACCUGUCGCGUAGCUCUAAUAUUCACAUAAACUGAAAUAAAGAAGUGGAAUGAGGAGCUUUGACAUUCAAA